CCCGUGUAUACGUAAUCCGCAAGGAUCCAACUCAUGCCCAAGAACGAUAAAAUCUGUUACCUAAAAAUUAACGGACGAAACUUGUUAAGACAGUGCGUGUGUGACCAAGAUAAAUUCCCUGUGGUAAGGUGCUGUCUGCUAGCAACGAAUCGAGGGACAUAUACCAUUGAAAAUAGCCCGAUAACAUCGCUAUUCGAAACUAUUGAACAGUUAUAUCGCUCAAGAUCAAGGACCAACCCUUCGCUCUUCGUUUUUGCUGAUCACCUGUAAGUUUUUCAUUUGAAAACAACGAGUAUUUCGAUAUUCGCAAAGUCAGCGUGGUCACCGCAGUAAACGUGAGUUCAGCCAGCCACGCGCUCGCCUUCCAACUCCAACAUGGACUGUGCUCGCUAGUUUAUUAAUUAAGGAAUUCUAUCGAAAAGCCGAGGGCUUUCAAGUUCUUAAAUAUAAAAUCUACGUUAAUCGGCCGACGUUUUAUCUAUGCGGAAUUAACAAGACGUUGUUCAGUAUUUAACGGGGGACUGAAUGUUCGAGGCGAAAAUCUUCUCCGCCUCGUGUUUUUCUCUUGCCGAGUAAAUCCAAUAUGGCGGCCAAGGUGGCUCCGAGCACACAGGGCGGCAGCGGUACUACCGAGGCUAACAACGAGGGCCCCGGUAUAUCUUACGCGAGUGUCUUGAACCCGAAAAAUAGUGACAACAAUAAGGAGAACAUCAGUGAUAUUCCACACGCAACAACCAAAGAGCGUAUAGCCACAGAGUCUUCCGGAGUUCAAAAGGGUAAAUCUUAUCAAAAAUCAUCAAGAAAAUACACAUCCUCGCACUACGGGAGAUCAGAGAGACACUUUCAUAACUCUCCUUCAAAAUCUGCCCAGAACGCUGAGCCGGCAGUCAAGAGAUCCGAUGAGACGGUAAAGCCUACACCAACCCUCAACAAUGGCGAAGCCGAAAGUGACAGCGAGUUUCAAACAGUUGCUCCCAAAAGUGCUCGGCGGAAAGAAAAACACAGAGAACAUCGCGAGCACUAUGAUCACAGAGAUCGCUAUCAUUACAGAGAAAGGUAUCAUCCCAGAAAUCAACACGGAGAUGGUGGUGAUGAGAGACCGCACAAGGAAAGAGGUGAGCGUAAUGCUGAAAAGAACACCGUUCCUGAGCAUUCCAUCGUCAAAGAUCCACCCAAGGACAAAGAUGAGCAAGGUGCAGAUCCUGAUUCAGAAUCCGAGCCGGUCAAGUAUGUCGAAGCACCUAUACCAGUCGUCAACCCAUGGAUGAAAAGCAAGAGUGGAGGAGCUUCUAGAGCUCAACCUCUUCCUCCUCUUCCCGCACCAGCCGCUGCACCAGUUCCUGUUCAACAGCUGGUAGAAAAAUCAGUGGAAAAGACAGCAGUUACGGAAAAAGAAAAGAGAGUACUGCAGCCACAACAGCAGAAAGGAAAAGUCGAGAAUGCUCCUUCGACCGGCGUCCAACCAACAAUAGUUAAAGCGCCAAAAGACAGGAGAAAAAUUAAUCAAAAGGCUAGUAAUUUCACUGACAUUGGUGAUUGGCCAUCCUUAGGAGCUCAAGGAGAGAAGAAGCCUGCAGUAGCAACGCAGAAACAAAACGGAAUCAUUGAACAAAGUCAUUCGAAAGAUAACAGUGCUGGGUCUGCAACUGAAAGUAAAGGAAAAGAAAACAAAGAACUAAACAAUCAUUGUCAAGAUGAUAGUGACGAACACACCGAUGGUAGUGACAAAAAGAAGAAAGUCACCAAACAAAAAUGGGUUCCACUGGAAAUCGAUCUGGCCAAAAACAGAGGGAAACGAGAAAGAUCUCCCAAAUAUCAUGCUCAUCGUGAAAGAAAUGGAGAUGAGGAGGAAAAUUGGAGAGACAGGGACUCUGACAGAUCAGGGCCCAGCUAUAGAGGGGGUCGAGGUGGAUCCAGAUAUAGAGGCAGGGGUGGAAGAGGUGCUCGUGGUUCUGCCCGAGGUGGUUUUAGGCCUAGGCAUGACCCCGAGUAUCCUGAUUAUCCAACAGAUUAUACCCAGGUAAAUAAGUUCGGUGGAUCAGAUGCAUCAUUCAUGAUGCCUUACAUGGGAACUUUCUAUUUCAACAAUACGAGUUACGUCAACUUAGAUACUUUGACGCUCAAGGAAUAUAUCAAGAAACAAAUUGAAUACUACUUUAGUGAAGAAAAUUUGAUGAAAGAUUUCUUUCUACGCCGCAAAAUGGAUGCUGAAGGCUUUCUACCCAUAACUCUGAUAGCCUCCUUCCACAGAGUGCAGGCUCUGACUACAGACGUGGCUCUAGUUGUCGAGGCAAUCAAAGAAUCUGACAAACUUGAACUUGUCAAUGGUUUCAAGGUCAGAACAAAGACUGAGCCUCUAAAAUGGCCGAUUUUAGAUGCAGCUGGAAAUCCUGUUUUUCCACAAGCACAUCACCAUCAAAUACCUUCUCCCCAUCUGAUGUCGUCCCCUGCCCAUCCUGAUUUCUUUCCAGUAGCCGAAACUCUCUCUGCAAUUCCACCGCCACCAAUUCCUCGAACUCUACGUAUCCGUAACGACUCUAGUUCUGUACCAGGAAGAAAUAGUGAGUCGGAUAGUGUCUCUUCAUCGAUAGGUGAGACCCUGAAUCCUGAUGUACCAGAAUUUGUGCCCAUCAUAGCAGCUAAGGGUUACGGAACUGUUAAUAAUGACAAAGAGAAUGCUCAACCUAAGGAUGAAGAUGAACUACGAAAACAGAGCAGCUCUCUUCCUGGAACAAACGUCAAUUCUACCUCUUUCACAAUGAAAUCUGCGACUGGUCGAGCUUCAUCUUUCCAGGUUAAUGGUGAUGAUCAGCCGGCGAUUGAUGACGUAUGGAGAGAGGUCAAAAGAAGAGUCAAGCCACCACCAAAAGACAAACCUGAGGAGAAGGGAAGGUCGGGGAGUAAUAAAGGAGAAGAACGUGAAGAAUUAGACUUUCAGUUCGACGAAGAACUUGACACACCACCACCAACCGGACGUCACAAUGCAUUCUCCGAAUGGUCUGAAGAUGACGAUGACUAUGAACUCUCUGAUCGUGACAUUAACAAACUUUUGAUUGUGACACAAUCAAACCCAACAUCGAUUGCCAUUCCAUCAAGAAUCCCAAAACAUGAAGGCCAUGAUCGUACUGGUGACUGGACAACCCGUGUCAAGAUGUCUCAAGAUCUCGAGCAGGCCAUUAAUGACGGAUUAUACUAUUACGAAGAAGAUUUAUGGACGGAAGAUGGGCAGAGGGUUGGUUCUGUUUCUUCAACUGGGAGUUACAAGACGGUAAACCUAAUCAGCCAAGAAGCUUUUGAAAAAAUGGCACCCAGAGCCCCACGAAAAACUAACCCAGAAGUCCCACCACCACCACCAACCACCUCUGAAGACAUGGAAGUUGCUCAUUCUUUGCCUACGCAGGUUCCAAGUGUGUCUGAAGGCCGCGGUAAACGUGAUCGAGGUGGUGAGAGAAGUCAAUGGACUGACAGACAAAGAUCUGGUCAAACUAGUGGAGGUGCUAGAAGAGUUAGUGCCUCUCGUUUCUUUGCUGUAGUCAAAGAUGAAGCAGCUGUUGAUCCGAGGACACCACGCAAACGCAAGACACGUCACAGCAGUAAUCCUCCUGUCGAGCAUCAUGUCGGGUGGAUUAUGGAUGUCAGAGAACAUCGACCGAGAACUUACUCCACAGGAAGUAGCGCUGGUACAAGUCCAAACGAAAGCUACUUGGCAAGCAGCUAUGGCAGCGCACCUCAGUCGCUUCCAACGUUCCAACAUCCGAGUCACUCACUUCUUAAAGAAAAUGGUUUCACUCAACAAGUCUAUCACAAGUAUCACUCUAGGUGUCUAAAAGAACGCAAGAGACUAGGAAUUGGUCAAUCUCAAGAAAUGAACACGCUUUUCCGAUUCUGGUCGUUCUUCCUACGGGAGAAUUUUAAUCGCACUAUGUACGAAGAAUUUAAAUCCCUUGCGCUGGAGGAUGCAGCUGAAGGAUACCGUUACGGUUUAGAGUGUCUCUUCCGCUUCUACAGUUAUGGCUUGGAAAGAAAAUUCAGGCCGCAACUUUAUAAAGAUUUCCAGACAGAGACGAUACGAGAUUAUGAAAGCAGCCAGUUAUAUGGAUUAGAAAAAUUCUGGGCAUUCAUGAAGUACUACAAACACGCCGAAAAGCUCCAUGUUGAGUCCAAACUUGAAGAGUAUCUUUCUAAAUUCAAGAGCAUCGAAGACUUUAGAGUUGUUGAACCCCAAAUCAAUGAAAUGCUCCAGGGAUUCAGUGGGAAUUUGCGCAGUCAAGCGAUGAAAAGAAGAAACCGAAGCGUUUCUGAAAGCGCAGGUGGGGGAGAAGCAUCCCCUACGAGUCGUGUUCGACGUUUUUCCGGUGGUUCCAGCACUGUGACUUUGGCAACCAAUUCCGGUAAUGCUAAUAAUCACAAACGUUCAGAUUCCGUAAAUCUAUCACAGUAUCGUAGCAGGGCAGAAUCUUUCGGCUCAGGUAGAUUGGGUCGUAACAAAAGACGCAACGACUCUGCAUCUAAUAGCCAACGUGAUCUCACAAAACAGCAGCCACGGAGCCGGCAUAAUUCUGGCUCCUUUGUUAGGUCUCAGGAAAUGACGAAAGGGCAGUCACGGCUAACUGCCAAACCAGAGCAGUCCAAGUCUAGCGCUUCUAAACCAGAGGUAGGAUCAACCAGUCAAAAAUGAAUAUUUGCUUAACAUCUUUUGAGACUAAAAUAAAUGACCCUGGGAAAAGCUCCUUGAUUAUUACCCGACUAGUAAUGCUGCGGAAAGAACUAUUCAAAUGGAACGAUACCAGUUUGAGUCAAAAUUGAUACACCAAAAUUAGGUGAGCUGCAUAUAACGUUUACUUAUUGUAGAAUUUUGAGUAACUUAGUAGAUAAGCCUUAUCUUUAUUUUGAAAUUCUUGUAUAGUAAGAUACGGCUAUUGCAUAAAAUAUUUUUAUUCAUCUUUUUGUCGAUACGGUUAAAAAUGGUUUAUAAUUUUUAUCGGAAACAGAAGAUAAAACAGUCCAUUGAUAUACAUUUUAUGCUUUGAUCGAUAUAUUCUGCCUUUACACUUUUUACUAAAUUGUUACUAACUUUGGCAAGGAUAAUUGAUAAUAUGAAAAUUGAUAGCUAUAUGAGAUAAAAAGUAAAAACAAAAAAAAAGAAAAACAAACUGUGAGUCUAACGUUAUUAAUAGUAGACUUGUUCAAUAGACUUUCAUGCACAUAAUUGCUAUAAACAAAUGAUAAUAUUGAGCAUAAAACAUGCAUUAUAUACCAGUGUUAAACGAAGAAAACUAAUAAGUUUUGAUUUUCCGGUCUUCCGUUUGCUUACGAGAGUAAACCGUAUCUUUCUUCAACAACACUACCUACAUGCCACGUGUUCGUGUCCCAUAAAUUUACACAUAUUUAACUGUUGGAGUCUGUGCACGUAAACAUUGUGAUCAUUGCUACAAAUGCAUAAUAAUUCAAAGAGAAUAUCGAAUUAGGGAUAAUCCGAGACGUCAUAAAUCAUUUCCCAGAAUCGUACGUGUUAAGGCGUUUGUUAUCGUACUCUUUAACGAAGGAGUUAUUCUACAAAAACUGUUCUUCAACCCAGCUGUGUUCUGUAGACCAUAUUCCAUUAAUCUGAAUCAUCCAGUGUAAAUUUCAUACAGUGCGCACACCAUGAAGAAUUUUAACAUAAAGUAAUUAUGUCUAAACAAAUAUUUUUAGGCUUAUGAUUUAUCAGAGUUGAAGAAACGUUGAUAUCCUCAAAGAGAGAAAAGUAAAGAGAAGUAUAGAGUAAUUGGAUAGAAAAAUGAAUUGUCGCAUUGUUUUUUAGACAAUAGCAAAACUUUUGAGAUAAUUUUUCUAGGCGAUGGUGAUACAACUUGAUAAAAGUAAACUUGAUUAACAAUUACACACCCAGCCAUUGGUCGGUGCACAUUAUAUUACUACUGCUACUAAAGUAUAGAAUUAAUUUAGACUUCUAUGUUAUAUAAUAUACCUAAAAUUAAAAUUAAACAGAAAAAAAAUGAAAUUGAUUCAAUAUUAUCAACUAAAUUAGAAUGGUUAGGUUUUGUGUGUACAAUGGGUCUAUGUUUUAUGUUAAUGAAGGGUGCGAACCCCUUGCCACAGGCUGUAAUAUAUUGUUGCUGGAAAAAUAACAAUCAGAAAAUAGCAUUUUUUUGUUUUAUUUUAUUCCUAAGUUAGGCAUAGAGACAAUAAUGAUAUAAUACUGCAUAUAGUAAUAAUGUAACAUCGUGUAUUCUUCAGAUGUCACUUAUAAUCAUACAUUUGAUCACGAUAUGGGGUAGGUACUUAGAGAUGUUACAUGCAUAUCUGGAUAUCUAUUACAUUGACACAUAUUUUGAUGGUCUAAUAACAGAGGAUUUGCAACGGAGUUACACGCUCAUUAUUCAUGUACAAAAUAUUUCGGCAUAUUAAAAGUAUGUAUUUCCUAUUCGCUUUUGUCAACUUUUUAGUCUUCUAUUAUCUUAGUUUCUGUUAAGAUGCAUCGAGGAGAUUUUUUGCUGUAUAAUUGGUUUCAAUUACCUGAAAAUUUCCCUGCAUUUUUUUGGAGAUGGUGCUCGCGCAGAAAAAUGGAAUUCGAUGAUUAUUUUGAUAAAUGAAAAUAUGUAAUCCAUCAAAUAUGUUUGUAAAGUGUACCUCCUGCAUGGUUGUUCAGUCUAUGUUAUAUGGUAUCUCUUACGUGUUUCAUUUAGUGAUAACAGUAUGUAACAUGUAACAUCAGCCAAGACCUUCAUCAGCAUCAGAUCAAAAGAAAUAGACGGUUCCUAUAAUAGUCUGUCAACUUUAGGCAACGAAUAUGAAGUUUUCAAGAUAUUUAACAUACAAAAAAAAGUUGCUUUCAAUUUUCUUUUAGUAUAGACGUUUCGACGUUUUCGUGCACGUGGUAUAUUUAUCCUUAAAAUUCUGAUUUGAGUCGAUCAUGAAUUUUUAUAAAAAUCCAUAUCCAGCUCGGAAGUAAGUUAAUUGAAAUGCUAAGAUUCUUGUUCGUAUUGCUACUAUUGAGCGAAUUCAGGACUAAUAUCUCGAAAAGAUUGAUGUUCGUCUGACGCUGGAACGAUAACAAGAUUCUCUGGCACAGAGUGGUGCAAAUAAUGAAUUGGAGUGGCAUAAUCACAUUUACUGGAUUCAUAUAACGCUUGGAUGACUUGCUCAGUCUUGUACAUAGAAACUAACUGCUUCGUACGCAGUUUAGAUUUAACUAGUUUUAAGCGAGUGACUACCGCAUAAUUAUUGAUAAAGUAUUGUUAAGUUAGAUUUAUAGAAUCUUAUUUCAUAGGGAAGCUGAUAAAAGUAACGCAAAAGUACGUACGUCGUAGCACGUUUAUAGAAAAUUUUAAGUCAUGCGUGUUAUAUUAAUUUAUUGAUCAAAAAGUACUAUAAAAUUUACAUCGAAAGUUGACACUUUUUUUCUUUCUUGAUUGUAAUCUUGACUCAUCAUUGUUAUGUUAUACAUAAAAAAGAAAGAAAACUGUUACACACGAAACAGGGUAUCAUUGCAUACGUUACGAGAUAGCAAAAAAAAGAGUCGCUUGUCCAAUGAGCCAAACUUAUUCUGUUGUUACGAAAGGCAAUGAGAAUUCAAAAUAAUAUACCGUAGAAUCGUAUACUGCAAAUAUCAGCGUGCUUCGAUGGCAAGAACUUUUUGCUUGUAAAAAUAUAUAUAUAAAUAUAUAUAUAGCUCUAAUCUACUUACACUGCUAAUCUUUAAUAUUAAAAUUAGGGAUGGGGUGGGUAUAAUAUUGGUAAGAGUCCAAAAAAACAAAUAAAUAAACAAAAACAAAACAAAAUGUAUAAAAAAAAAUAAAAAAAAUAAUAAUAACUUUGCACAUAUUAAAAUGGCAGUAACGUAUAAACUAGCAUAAAAAUAUAGCAAAUAUUGUAGUUAUGCAUGACUUGCGAAAAAAGAAUAAAAAAAGAAAAAAAAAAAUCACAUAACAUGUAAAAAAAAAAGAGAAGAAAAAAACAAGCAUUUUAUAGGAUUAUUAAUAAUUCUCUUUUGUGUAAAAAUAA
Molecule: messenger RNA, 8004 nt
Organism: Athalia rosae (coleseed sawfly)
Lineage: Eukaryota; Metazoa; Arthropoda; Insecta; Hymenoptera; Athaliidae
Gene: larp
Product: la-related protein 1
Exons: 17
Coding region: 584-4678 (1364 amino acids)
Biological process (GO): mRNA stabilization; positive regulation of translation
Cellular component (GO): cytosol; cytoplasmic stress granule
Molecular function (GO): RNA cap binding
Source: RefSeq, a predicted model, not a curated record